Alosa sapidissima (American shad) is the source of this 1725-nucleotide messenger RNA. RefSeq names its product echinoderm microtubule-associated protein-like 4. The transcript is spliced from 7 exons. The record is from RefSeq and is a predicted model, not a curated record. NCBI's taxonomy places the organism in Eukaryota, Metazoa, Chordata, Actinopteri, Clupeiformes, Clupeidae. The coding region runs from base 25 to 948 and encodes 307 amino acids.
CCUCACACACAGCGAGGCACCAGCAUGACAGACACACACAUGGAGGAGCUGGUGGAGCACGCAGGAGCCAUGGCAACCGCGGACUCCGGAGGGGCUCGCUACCACGGCGAUGCCUUGCUGGCCCCAGACACCGACUUCAUGACAGAUGACCGCAGCUCUGCGGCGAGUGGCUUGGACGUGUCAGAGCGCCUGACGUACCUGGAGCAGCGAGUGCAGAUGCAAGAGGACGAGAUCCAGCUGCUGAAGAUGGCGCUGGCCGACGUGCUCAAGAGACUCAACAUCUCAGAGGAGCAGCAGGCCGCUCUGACCGCGCUCAACAAGAAAACACCUGCUAAAGCCACCCGUCCAGCCUCCUUGGCCUUGCCUCCAAGACCCUCCACAGCCUCUAGUGCCGCAGGGCAAGUGAGGAAGAGCAGCAGCACCACGCUGCCCUCUGCUGCCAGCUCCAGGAACUACACGCCCUCCACAACCACUAAGAGAAGCCCAAUUGUAAGUGUAAAGGAUUCUCCAGGAACCCCUAGUAAACCCCGCUCUAGUACAACCACCACUUCAGUCACCUGCAGAAAAAUGCAGGAUAGGAAACCGGGGGCCAGUGUGGCAGGGACUCGCCGGGUCACCCAUUGCAAAGUGACUAUGCAGAUCUAUCUGAGCCGCCUGUCAAAAAGGACUGGGUCAACUGAAGACACCACGCCCACGUCAGUCUCCUCCAAUCACGCGCAGUCUCCUCCUCCCAAGAGCCCUCCCUCCAAAGUGACGGGUGCAUGUGAUAGGACCAAACCGCCGCCGCUGCCACUGCCGCUGGCAUCCUCUCGUCAGCCGCCAGCUGCCUUCGUCUUGCCUCUUCAGAGGUCCUCCUGUCAGAGCGUCACCUCCAUCUCCCCAUUGGACGUCCCUGCUUAUAAGAGCCCCAUCAAGUUGCCCAGCCAAUACUUCCAGAUCUGCUACUGAUGGGAGCACCAGCCCAGCCCACACCACCUCUGAUAGGUACUAGCUCAGCCUGGAACGCAUGACUGGGGGAACAAAAUGUGGACAGUGUGGCGUCAUGCACGUAUGUUAUGAAGAAAUGAAGCCCAAAUCGAGCUGCGAUGUUGGCAAAUUUGGAGCGCAUCAGUAAGUGUUUUUAGGAGCCAGAGCGUGCGUAGUGUAGUAAACUCAAACAAAUUGCCAGGCAGGUCCACCAAGAAUCAGCCAUAUUUGAUUAAAUCUCCAUUUUUCUGCCAUUUUUUAGUUCCUCCCUGUGGCUUCACUUCUUGUCCAUGGUUUUUUUUUUACUGUCAUUGGGACCAUCUCGGUCUGAGAGGAAUGCAGCUCACAUGUGGCCCAGACCACCUCCAGAGUUGCGGGCUGUUCACACCAGGAGCCAUAACUAUAACAAUCAAGGCAAAAAAAUAUGAAAGACAAGGCCUCACACAUAAACUAUAACACUAACGGCAUGAAGAACGAUAUUGUUGAGGAUCACUUUCAGAGUGAUUUUGAGAACGAUAAAAAGCUGACAGCCAAAUUGAAUCCAUCCAUCACAUUUUAGACAUCACAUUCAUCAACAUGAGGAAAGACUUUCCUUAUCGUUUGUCAGUGCCAACAUCGCAGCCCGAUUUGGGCUCAUAUCAUUAUUAUAGUUAUAGUUAUUUUCUAUAGUUAUCGUUCUUGAUUUGAAUGGCCCUCAAUUGCCUCACACACAGGUCGGGGGGGUGGGGGUGGUGACUGCAUGGGUUGGGGACUGGGUAU